Messenger RNA from Mercenaria mercenaria, 2873 nucleotides. RefSeq lists its product as uncharacterized. NCBI's taxonomy places the organism in Eukaryota, Metazoa, Mollusca, Bivalvia, Venerida, Veneridae. The coding region runs from base 167 to 1516 and encodes 449 amino acids. The record is from RefSeq and is a predicted model, not a curated record. The transcript has a single exon. Gene Ontology annotation, cellular component: cytoplasm. Gene Ontology annotation, biological process: peptidyl-threonine phosphorylation. Gene Ontology annotation, molecular function: protein serine/threonine kinase activity.
UAAUAGAAGACAAAGGAUGUGUGUAUCGCAUAAUUGGAUAAACUGUUUAUACCAGUGUUAUCGGGUAAAUAGACUGGCGUUGUUAUAACGCGUUGUUUCAAUUGUGAGUUGUAAAAGAUUUACGCACUAGAAAUGGAAUAAGUGGUAAAAGAUUUACGCACUAGAAAUGGAAAAAUACGAGGAAAUGUUAGAUAUUGCAUUUGCAAUGGAUUGCACAGCAAGCAUGGGAAUCUAUAUAGCUGUUGCUAGGGAGAACAUAAUACAAAUUGUUAGGGAUAUAAAACAACGUAGGCAGUGUGACGUCAGACUUGCUUUAGUUGAAUAUCGUGAUCAUCCACCGGCAGAUGAAACCUUCAUCACCCGUACACACGACUUCACACAUAUUCCAGGAGAGAUGAGAAAGUGGUUGUAUGCGUGCGAUGCAGCUGGGGGUGGAGACCUCCCGGAAGCUGUUGCAGACGCUUUACAAGAAGUUCUUUUGUUAAGUUGGAGAGAAGAUGCUACGAAGAUAUGUGUGUUUAUAACAGACGCCCCGCCUCACGGACUUGGAACAUUUGCUGAUAAGUUUCCUGGAGGAUGUCCAGAUGGACUGGAUCCACUGGUUAUUUGCCAAGCGCUAGCUAAAGCAGGUAUUGCAGUGUAUGUAGCGGGUUGUGAACCAAGUAUCUGUGCGUAUAAAGACUUUUACUUGGCUCUUACACAUAUUACAGGUGGACAAUACGUACCUAUGGAAAAAUCUGACUCGUUAGUAAAACUGAUUACAUAUGGAGCUAUUGAAGAAUUGUCACUUAGAAAAUUUGAAAAUGAAGUUGACGAAAUUGUGCGAGCUCAAAUAAUUAAAGGUCGUGCGCUUGAUGAGGAAUAUGUAGCACGACAGUUACAUAUACAGAUAACAAAACGUGGAGAAAAAGUAUCACAACUGCAAAUGAAUAAGAAAGAGCUGGCGUCAGCCAUGUCUUCCAAAUUUGCCAGGUCUUUGACGACAAUGAAAUCUUUUUCUGAGAUCCAAGAUGUUUACAAACUCCCUAAAGAAUUAAGAUUGUCGGCUAUAAAAGAUUUACAUCUCAGUGUGCCCGAUUCAGAUCGUCCCUCUGUAGCUGGUGACUCAGACACGGUUUCGCUAAACACCACACAAACGCCCGAUUCUGCAAGAUAUUCUCUUGCUGGAGAUGAGUAUCGUAGCAGUGAUUCUUUGUCACCCGGGACAGACAAGCUAGUUGAUAAAAAGGCUAAAAGAACUGUCAGCAAAAGUAAAGGGUUAAGAGGUGUACUACCGCCGUUGGAGGAAUUAAUGACUUCUUCGAGACCAGGUAGUGCAGAUUUACCAACUCGUCGAAGUGGCGUAGACGGAGUGUUGAGACCGAAAUCAAGUGACAGUGCAAAGCACGUAACCAAAUCAACUGCAGACAAAACUCCUUCUGUAGAUAAAGGCAAUGAUCUAGAAAGUGUGGAAGCUAACUUGUCAUUAUCUCAGUCUGUCAGAUUGGUGCAAAGAUCUCUUCAAAAGUUUAAAUAAGUAAUCCGAUAUGCUUCGAAUUUUCCUACUUAAGACUGUUUAAAGACAGUGCAUUCCCCGACUCUCUCACCUUCGUACCGAAACCCUCGAGGAGUACAUGUUUGAAUGUAUUUCGUGAAAAUUUACACAAAAUAUACAAAAAAGUGAAACAUAAACAUCGACCACAAAAAAGACAAAUAAAGGAACACAGUGGGACACUGUUUUCGAACGGUCAGUGGCAAACAAAAACAACCGAAGAGUUUAGACCGGUUAAUGGAGCACCAAAUCUCACCCUCAACCCUUACAUCACGGUUAAAAAAACGUGUCUUUUUGAUUUUCUAGCGGGGAAAGACAAGGUUAUUCGGGUAGUACAACAGUUUAUCUAGGAAAACGAUUAGCUACACGUGCUCAUAAUUUUAUCAGUGUCAUAAUUUGACGUUAUAUUUUGACGUCUAAGCGUAUGAGAGAUUUUUAAUUUAAAAGAUUUUUGAAAAAUGUUGCAAUAGUAUUAAUGGUAGGCAAUAUAAAUAUUAUUUAACAUGUCUGUCUGAAUAAAAACGGAUGAAGACAAAACACUGACCGGACCACUAAAAUUAACAGACUACUGACCGGGACAGCGUGGAUAAAAACGCUCGCUAUCGCUCGGCUGUUCCACGGCCUUUGGGAAACAGUCUUACGAGAUGAACUACGAUUACGUAGGAAUCAUCAAUUCCUACUAUUCUUUAAAAUUUCAUUGGGCCCUAGUAUGUUUUUAUAGACUGAAUUAGAGUCACAAUGUUUCAUUCAAAAUCAAUAUGAUAAAUGUGCAGGUGCGUGUGUGUGUGCAUGUACGUAUGUGUAUGCGUACGUGCAUGAGUGCGUGUGAGAGAGAGAGAGAGACUGAGAGAGAGAGAGAGAGAGAGAGAUCUUGUCAGCAAAUGCGCAUAGGCAGAUGCCAGUUUGUGAUAACAUAUAGUGUACGCUAUUUCUUGGCCCAAUAGAAACCAUUUUCUGUCAAAAUAUAUCCUACAAGUAGAAGAAAGAGACAUAUGUGUUUACUAAAUGUGCGGGGGAGCAGAUUAUGAGUUGUCUUAACUUUAUUUAUAGGUGUACAACCGACAUGCUACACUAGGAAGAGCGUCCUGAUUUUGUUUUUAUUGGAAACAUAUAUCUGACAAUGCACAUAUUGAAUAGACAUUUAAUUGAUAAGGAGGUACAAAAUUGGUAAAAUUUAGUUAAAACGACAGAAAAUAUUAAACAAAAAGGAAAUGUGUUUGUUUUACAUGCAAGAUCAAGGCAUUGACCCUCUUGUGAAAAUAUAAAGCAUGUGGCGUUCACUGUUGAUGUAUACUAGUAAUAGAGAUAUUAUAUUUUGAUAUUAAACUGAAACAAACAGUUA